Drosophila elegans is the source of this 654-nucleotide messenger RNA. It is a transcript of the gene mRpS25, whose product is annotated as probable 28S ribosomal protein S25, mitochondrial. Gene Ontology annotation, molecular function: structural constituent of ribosome. The record is from RefSeq and is a predicted model, not a curated record. The coding region runs from base 100 to 603 and encodes 167 amino acids. Gene Ontology annotation, cellular component: mitochondrion. The transcript is spliced from 3 exons. Lineage: Eukaryota; Metazoa; Arthropoda; Insecta; Diptera; Drosophilidae.
UCACACUGGUGCGUCAAACAGCUGUUCACAUUACACAAGCAACCGCUUUUAUAAGAUUUCCCUUAGCUUUACCCGAAUUAUUUGAAUUAAAACCACAUCAUGCCUUUUAUGAAGGGCCGCGAGCCCAUCCGGCGCACUCUCAAGUACCUGAAUGCGGGAAAACUGGUGCUCAAGGACAAGGUGCGCAUCUUCAGCGUCAACUACAACACAUACGGCGACCAUCACGCGGGAGCACGGGACUUUGUCUUCUGGAACAUACCGCAGAUCCAGUUCAAGAACCCCGAGGUCCAAGUGCUCACCCUGAAGAACAUGACGCCCUCACCCUUCGUAAGGUGCUACUUCGACGACGGACGGGACAUGCUCAUCGAUGUGGACGGCCGGAAUCGGGACGACAUCAUCGAACACCUGGUAAAGGUGGUGGGCAAGACCCGGGAGCAACUGGACGCGGAGGCGCGCUUAAAGGAGAGCAAGGACAACCCGGCCAACUUCGGCUACGGAUGCGGCAGGCACUGCAUCUGCGAGAUCCCCGGCCAGGUUCCCUGUCCCGGAACUGUUCCGCUGCCCGAUCACAUGCGCGGCAAGGUCCUAUUUGCACCCAAGUAGAUAUCAUCCGCCUGCGUUUGUUUCUUUUUUUAAUAAAUUAAUUGUAAAUUA